CCGCGCAUGCGCAGUGCGGUCCGACGCUGAUGCAAGACAUUUUCGGCGCAUAGGUGUGGGACCUCAUCCAGAGACGAAAAGUAGCCUCAUUUUUGCCCCUUUUCCACCCGCAAACAUGUCAGGAGACGAGAUGAUUUUUGAUCCGAACAUGACCAAGAAGAAAAAGAAGAAGAAGAAGCCUUUCAUGCUGGAUGAGGAGGGAGGAGAGGGAGUUGGAGGAGAAGAGCCCAAAGAGGUGGAGGCAAAGGAGGUAGAGCCUGAAUUCGGGGAUGACAAAGAAAUGGAUCUAGAUGAAGAUGAAGGCAGGAAGAAAGAACCAUCAGAUGAUUUGAAUGACUUGAACUUCUUCAACCAGAAGAAAAAGAAGAAGAAGCCCAAGAAAGUAUUUGAAAAUGAAGUAGAAGAAGGUUUAAAGGAGCUGAAAAUUGAGGGAGAGCAAACGGAAGCCAUCGAGGAGGACAAUCUGGAUUUGAUGCUCCCCACCAAAAAGAAGAAGUCAAAGAAAGUUGAUUUUGAUGAGGGCGAACUAUUGGAGAAAGAUGAUGUGUUGGAAGAUGAUGAAAGCAAGAACAAUGAUGGAAUCUCGUUCAGCUCCAUCACAGGACCGGCCUGGGCUGGCACUGAAAGAGAUUACAGCUAUGAUGAGCUCUUAAACAGGGUCUUCAACAUCAUGAGGGAGAAGAACCCAGACAUGGUGGCUGGAGAGAAGAGGAAGUUUGUGAUGAAGCCUCCUCAGGUGGUCAGAGUGGGAACCAAGAAAACCUCCUUCGUAAACUUCACAGAUAUUUGCAAACUGUUGCAUCGUCAGCCUAAACAUCUACUUGCUUUUCUGUUGGCUGAGCUGGGAACAAGCGGCUCUAUAGAUGGAAAUAACCAGCUUGUGAUCAAAGGCCGAUUUCAACAGAAACAGAUAGAAAAUGUGUUGAGAAGAUAUAUCAAGGAAUAUGUGACAUGUCACACCUGCCGCUCUCCAGAGACCAUCCUGCAGAAGGACACUCGUCUUUAUUUCCUGCAGUGCGAGACGUGCCACUCCCGCUGCUCUGUCGCUAGCAUCAAGACCGGUUUCCAGGCUGUGACGGGCAAGAGAGCGCAGCUCCGCGCCAAAGCCAACUAAAGGCCAUGAAAACUGGGCUCUCCCUUCUCUCUCUGCCUCCAUUUUUUUUCCCCCUCAGAAGUGCAGAGGCUGGGGUUGGACACCCGCCUUGGUUUACUAAAAAGGACUCUCUGAAUCGAACUGCGGGAGGGUUUGGCUGUUGUUUAGUUGUCAGAUCCCGACCGCCACGGCACGGAGUGAGAAUAUCUACGCCCGACUGAUGGGGUUCAGACACCAUAAGCAGAUGAUGUUCACCAAAUACACUGUUGGAUUUAAUGCAUUCAGAUUGUUUGGUUGAUGAAUCCUUCAACUCUUAGUUGUUGUUUUUUUUUCCAUUUGCUGUGAUUCUUGUUUCAUUUAAGAAAAGCUUGAUUGACCACAGCUUGAAUCCUCUCUUUCUUCAUCUGCUUGACUCUCACCAGACAUGAAGACUUCUCCACACCGCCAAAUUAUGUUAAACUAAGAUGAAUUGAAGUAACUGAGCUUUGUUAUUCUGAUAAUUGUUGCCAUUGAUGUUUUCUUUGAAUCUUUAACUUAAAUGUGGCUAAACAAUUUUAUCCAUGUUGAGAUUGUCGUUUCUGGUCUGGCCCAAGUUGUACAACUGUCAUUCCAGAAUUCUCUCCACUAGCUUAUAAAUAAAGAUACAAGCGCACUGAACUAGAGCACAGCUACCAUGGAAGUUGGUUUACAAAAGGUUCCUUACAAUGAUUUACAGUAGCUGAUGCAUGUCGGAGAAGUUUGGCUGGUGAAGAGGAGGACACAGUUAACAGGACCUACAUGGAGAGAGGGUGAAACAAAAACUAUUUGCAUUUCAAGUGCUUUUGUAGUUGUGAUGAUUUCUACAGAUCAAAUCAAUUAUUUUUCUUUUGUUCCAUAUCAAACUGAUUUAAAGAAAUUUGAAAAUUACAUUUAUUUUGUUGGGAGGAGGAGGUUUUUCUCAGAUAAUGGCAGCCCCAAAUAAUCCUUGAUCAGGCACCUCUAAGUUUCCUACUUGUAGGUUGUUCUGUUCCUCUGUGAUAAAAGAAAUUUACAGCUCAGUUUAUCCAGAAAAUGAGUUUAGAUCUUAUGACCAAUUCAUUGGUACUGCUCUUGUUUGAGAGUUAUAGUGAUAAGAAGAUCUGACUGGAAACAUUUUAAAAACCUGGUUUUUACAUGAAUAAAAUAUUCUACUCUCUGUCUCUA
This is a messenger RNA of Cololabis saira (Pacific saury), 2275 nucleotides long. RefSeq names its product eukaryotic translation initiation factor 2, subunit 2 beta (gene eif2s2). The record is from RefSeq and is a predicted model, not a curated record. Lineage: Eukaryota; Metazoa; Chordata; Actinopteri; Beloniformes; Belonidae. Gene Ontology annotation, molecular function: mRNA binding; translation initiation factor binding; translation initiation factor activity. The transcript has 9 exons. The coding region runs from base 116 to 1114 and encodes 332 amino acids. Gene Ontology annotation, cellular component: eukaryotic translation initiation factor 2 complex. Gene Ontology annotation, biological process: formation of cytoplasmic translation initiation complex; formation of translation preinitiation complex; translational initiation.